CUGGCAAGUGAAGGCUAGAGGAGCCAGGAGUGGGGUCUUAGGCCAGCCCUCUGACGGUGGGACUUUAGGAGGAGAAAGGGAGCUUUGCAUUUUGAUUAAAGCCCUUAAACCUUCUUCAGUCUGUAGGCAGGGGACUGGGGAAGGACUCCUCUCAGCUGGGCAAAGAAGAAGAAGAAAAGACCCUAAUCCCCCCCAUUCCCCAGCCACACAUUGGGUUUGUUCCUCCUUAUGGCUGUGUAGUGACCGUGGACUCUCGCAAGGAGCUGGUGCUGUUCAUUUCAAUCCCGAGGUUCCUUAUCACCUGGGGAUCCCCAGUCUGUGGAGUUGGACAUGGAGAGGUGGAGCACAAGGUGGAAAACGAAAAGGAGGUUGUGGGAUUUAUCCCUCAGCUCCUUAGUUCUCAUCACUUUGACUUUCCUUUUUCAAGCUGCAGAGGUCAGAGGAGCUGGACCUGUUGAUGUACUCAGAAAAUUAGAAUUUCACAGUUUACCACAAGGCGUAUCUAACACAGCAGGAUUUUGCACAAACAGAAGGACAGCCAGAGGAUCAGAUACAGCAUUUAGAGUUCAGAAAAAUGCCAAGCUUAGUGUCCCAACAAAGCAAUUAUUUCCAGGCGGAGCAUUCCCAAAAGAUUUCUCAGUCCUGCUGACAGUCAAGCCAAAGAAGGGUCUGCAGUCAUUCCUCCUUUCCAUCUAUGAUGAAAAAGAUGUAGAGCAGCUUGGAGUGGAGAUUGGAAGGUCCCCUAUCUUCGUAUAUAAAGAUCAUCUAGGAAAACCUACCCAUGAGGAGUAUCCCAUUUUUAGCUCUGUUAACGUUGCAGAUGGCAAGUGGCACCGUGUUGCUAUCAGCGUGGAAAAGAAGAAGGUUACAAUUAUCGUAGACUGCAAGAAGAAAACCACAUUACCCCUCCCAAGGAGCGACAAUCCUGUGCUGUACACCAAUGGAAAGGUUUUGUUUGGAUCCCGCAUAUCAGAUGAGGAAGUGUUUGAGGGUGACAUCCAGCAGCUAUUAAUUAGUGAUGACCCCAAAGCUGCAUAUGACUACUGUGAAUAUUUCAUGCCGGACUGUGACUCUCCAGUCCCCAACCUACCGCAAGCCCAAGAACCACAGGUGGAUGAGUAUGCACCUGAAGAGCUAAUCGAGUAUGACUAUGAGUAUGGGGACCCAGAUUACAAGGAGACUGAGCUUGUAACAGAGGCACCCUCACUAACUGAAGAACUCAUAGCUCAGACAGAGAGGAAGAAAGCCAGUUCCAAAACGAAGAAGAAGCCAGUACCCCCUAAAUCAAAGGACAAACCCCAAAAGGUUACGCCCAAAAACUCAUUUGCAGCUAAGAAGAAGAAGGGCAAGACCGAUUACCAGGCGUCAGCAAGAAAAAGAAUAGGGGCCAAUGUGGUUGACUACAAUCAAUACAGUGAAGGAGACUAUGGUUAUCAGACAGAUACUCCUGCUCUUACUACAGGACACAAUGAGCAAAAACCAGAGGAGGAGUCCUUUGUGGAGGAAUCCAUUGUGGAGGACCCAUUUGUGGAAGAGUACAUAACAGGAGAGGACUAUGACUCAGAGAAAAAGCUGGUUGAGGAAACAGAGUAUGGGGUGAAAACUGUUAGCCCCACAGAGUCUGAGCCAGUAGUAGGAGGAGGUUUAGGAGAAUAUGAUAUUUAUGACUAUAAGGAGUAUGAAGAGAAGCUCCCCAACCCUACCACACAAGAGGUCGGCCCUGGUGUACCUGCUGAAACUGAUAUCUCUGAAACCAGCGUGACCAAUUAUGGUGGGUAUGGCGAGAAAGGCGAAAAAGGGGAACCAGCAGUAAUUGAACCGGGAAUGCUAAUUGAAGGCCCCCCUGGACUGGAAGGACCUGCUGGUCUUACUGGUCCACCUGGUUUGCAAGGACCUUCUGGUACUCCUGGAGAUCCUGGUGAGAGAGGUCCACCUGGUCGAUCCGGAUUACCAGGUGCUGAUGGGUUACCAGGGCCUCCAGGCACUAUGCUGAUGUUACCGUUCCGAUAUGGAGGCGAUGGAGAAAAAGGACCAACAAUCUCAGCCCAAGAAGCACAGGCUCAGGCUAUUCUUCAGCAAGCUCGGAUUGCCAUGCGUGGGCCUGCAGGCCCGAUGGGACUUACUGGAAGAUCUGGCCCAGUGGGAUCACCUGGAGCUCCAGGAAUUAAAGGAGACCCAGGAGACCCAGGCCCUCAGGGUCCUAGAGGAAUUCAGGGAUCAUCUGGACCCAUGGGAAAAUCCGGGAAAAGGGGAAGGUCUGGAGCUGAUGGAGCCCGUGGAAUGCCAGGAGAGUCUGGAUCCAAGGGUGACAGAGGUUUUGAUGGUCUCCCAGGUCUCCCCGGUGAAAAGGGACAUAGGGGUGACAAAGGUCCUCAGGGUCCACCAGGACCUCCUGGUGAAGAUGGAGAGAGGGGAGAAGAUGGAGAAGUUGGACCAAGAGGGCUUCCCGGUGAACCUGGUGAAAGAGGAUUAUUAGGACCAAGAGGAUCACCAGGACCUACUGGACAGCCUGGCGUUGCUGGUGUGGAUGGACCUCCAGGCCCCAAAGGAAACUUGGGUCCUCAAGGAGAACCUGGCCCUGCAGGUCAACAAGGAAUUCCAGGCCCUCAAGGUCUCCCCGGUCCACAAGGCUCCAUCGGUCCACCUGGUGAGAAGGGUCCACACGGAAAGCCUGGUUUGCCUGGAUUACCUGGAGCUGACGGACCACCUGGACAUCCUGGUAAAGAAGGCCCCACAGGAGAGAAGGGAGCAGCGGGUCCUGCUGGUCCCCAAGGCCCAAUUGGUUACCCUGGACCUAGAGGUGUUAAGGGAGCAGAUGGUGUCCGAGGAUUGAAAGGAGGCAAAGGAGAAAAGGGUGAAGAUGGAUUUCCAGGAUUUAAGGGUGACAUGGGUCUUAAAGGAGACAGAGGAGAAGUUGGGCCUUUAGGUCCUAGAGGGGAAGAUGGCCCAGAAGGUCCAAAAGGAAGAGCUGGUCCAUCAGGAGAAUCUGGUCCUCUUGGUCUUGCUGGUGAAAAGGGUAAACUUGGAGUCCCAGGAUUGCCAGGAUACCCAGGUCGACAGGGUCCCAAGGGUUCUACAGGUUUCCUUGGAUUUGCAGGAGCCAACGGCGAAAAAGGAGCUCGGGGUGUAGCUGGCAAACCAGGUCCAAGGGGACAACGAGGUCCAACGGGUCCACGUGGUGCUAGAGGUCCAAGAGGUCCUACAGGAAAACCAGGUCUUAAGGGCACAGCAGGCAAUGAUGGUCCACCUGGCCCACCUGGUGAAAGAGGACCUCAAGGACCACAGGGCCCAGUUGGGUUCCCAGGACCGAAGGGCCCCCCUGGACCUCCUGGAAAGGAUGGAUUGCCCGGCCACCCCGGACAGCGAGGAGAAACAGGUUUCCAAGGAAAAACUGGGCCUCCUGGUCCUGGAGGUGUAGUAGGUCCUCAGGGUCCCACUGGAGAAACUGGUCCCAUUGGUGAGAGAGGACACCCUGGCCCACCAGGACCCCCUGGAGAGCAAGGUUUACCUGGAUCAGCUGGGAAGGAGGGUGCAAAGGGAGAUCCCGGUCCUUCCGGUGUGUCUGGAAAAACUGGUCCUCCAGGUCUGCGUGGUUUCCCUGGCGAAAGAGGUCUACCUGGAGCUUCGGGUGCUGCAGGUUUGAAGGGAGGAGAAGGACCCCAAGGCCCACCUGGUCCACUUGGAUCUCCAGGUGAGAGAGGAGCUGCAGGCACUGCUGGACCAAUUGGUCUGCCAGGAAGACCAGGACCUCAAGGCCCACCAGGACCAGCAGGGGAGAAGGGGGCUCCAGGAGAGAAAGGACCUCAAGGACCAGCAGGACGAGAUGGAAUACAAGGCCCAGUUGGACUUCCUGGACCUGCAGGUCCCCAAGGGCAACCUGGAGAAGAUGGUGACAAGGGAGAAAUUGGAGAACCAGGACAGAAAGGAGGAAAGGGCGACAAAGGAGAACAGGGUCCUCCUGGACCAGGAGGUCUACAAGGUCCUGUUGGAGCACCAGGUCCAGCGGGUUCUGAUGGAGAGCCAGGUCCUAGAGGCCAACAGGGAAUGUUUGGACAGAAGGGAGAUGAAGGUUCUCGUGGAUUCCCAGGUCCUCCUGGCCCAAUUGGUCUUCAAGGUCUUCCUGGACCCCCAGGCGAAAAGGGUGAAAAUGGAGAUGUUGGUCCUAUGGGUCCACCUGGUCCCCCUGGUCCUAGAGGUCCUCAAGGUCCUAACGGUGCUGAUGGUCCUCAAGGUCCUCCUGGAUCCAUUGGAUCUGUUGGUCCAGUUGGUGAAAAGGGUGAAUCAGGAGAAGCUGGAAACCCAGGUCCCCCAGGAGAAGCUGGCAUAGGUGGUCCUAAAGGCGAAAGGGGAGAGAAAGGCGAGGCUGGACCCCCAGGCUCUGCAGGGCCUGCUGGUCCCAAGGGACCUCCAGGAGAUGAUGGUCCUAAAGGAAAUCCUGGUCCCGUUGGAUUCCCAGGAGAUCCUGGUCCACCUGGAGAACCUGGUCCAAGUGGACAAGAUGGUGUUUCUGGUGAUAAAGGAGAAGAUGGAGAAUCAGGACAGCCUGGUCCACCUGGUCCCUCAGGAGAAGCUGGACCACCAGGACCUCCAGGAAAGAGAGGACCUCCUGGUGCUUCUGGUUCAGAAGGAAGACAAGGAGAGAAAGGUGCAAAGGGUGAGGCUGGAGCAGAAGGAGCACCUGGCAAAACUGGUCCUGUUGGACCACAGGGACCUGCUGGGAAACCAGGGCCUGAAGGACUUAGAGGAAUUCCUGGGCCUGUGGGAGAACAAGGCCUUCCAGGUGCCCCUGGGCAGGAUGGACCUCCAGGCCCAAUGGGUCCUCCCGGUUUACCAGGUCUAAAAGGAGAUCCCGGUACAAAGGGUGAGAAGGGACAUCCAGGUCUGAUUGGUCUGAUUGGGCCACCAGGAGAGCAGGGUGAGAAGGGUGACAGAGGACUUCCCGGUUUACAAGGUUCUCACGGAGCCAAAGGAGAUGGCGGUAUAACAGGCCCGGCUGGUCCCACAGGUCCACCUGGAUCCCCCGGUUUACCUGGUCCUCAAGGUCCUAAGGGUUCAAAGGGAUCAAAUGGUCCAUCUGGUCAGAAGGGAGAUGGUGGUCUUCCUGGACCUCCUGGUCCACCUGGCCCUCCUGGGGAAGUGAUCCAACCAUUGCCUAUCCAGUCACCAAGGAAGACCCGAAGAUCUUCAGAUGAUAUGAUGGCAGAUGCUGGAGACUACACCAUGUACGAAGAUGAAAAGAACCAGCUAUUUAAUUCCGUGGAUAAACUAAAAGAACAAGUUCAGAACAUGAAAUUUCCCACAGGAGAGCGUGACAACCCAGCAAGGACAUGCAAAGACCUGCAGCUUAGUCACCCAAAAUUCACCGAUGGUGAAUACUGGAUUGAUCCAAACCAGGGCUGCUCCAGUGAUUCAUUGAAAGUUUACUGCAAUUUCACAGCUGGAGGAGAGACUUGUAUAUAUCCAGACAAGAAAUCAGAAGGAGUGAGGAUAUCAUCCUGGCCUAAAGAAAAACCUGGCUCAUGGUUCAGUGAGUUCAAGAGAGGAAAGCUGCUGUCUUAUGUGGACACUCAGGGUAACACCAUUAACCAAGUACAAAUGACCUUCCUGAGACUCCUCAGUCAAUCUGCCCGGCAAAACUUCACCUAUACUUGUCAACACUCUGUUGCUUGGCAUGACAAUGUGGCCAAGCACUACAACAAAGCCCUAAGGUUCCUUGGAUCCAAUGAUGAGGACAUUUCCUAUGAUAACAACCCAUACAUCAGACCUUUGCAUGAUGGCUGUGCGCUGAAGAAAGGAUAUGCACGAACAGUCCUGGAAAUUAACACCCUGAAGAUAGAUCAGCUGCCCAUUGCAGAUGUAAUGAUCAGUGACUUUGGGGAGCAGCACCAGAAAUUUGGAUUUGAGGUCGGACCGGUCUGCUUCUUAGGUUGAGACUGGAAUGUGGACAAGCAGCUUAAUAAAAAAAAUUAAAAUAUGUAAAAAAAUGUUUUCUUAAAAAAAAAAAAAAAAGCAUCAGGCUUGGGA
Messenger RNA from Xenopus laevis (African clawed frog), 6024 nucleotides. It is a transcript of the gene col11a1.L, whose product is annotated as collagen type XI alpha 1 chain L homeolog. Lineage: Eukaryota; Metazoa; Chordata; Amphibia; Anura; Pipidae. The record is from RefSeq and is a predicted model, not a curated record. The transcript has 68 exons. Bases 331 to 5931 code for a protein of 1866 amino acids.